Messenger RNA from Centropristis striata (black sea bass), 7520 nucleotides. RefSeq names its product microtubule-associated protein, RP/EB family, member 1b (gene mapre1b). Gene Ontology annotation, molecular function: microtubule plus-end binding. The transcript has 7 exons. Gene Ontology annotation, biological process: regulation of microtubule polymerization or depolymerization; protein localization to microtubule plus-end; spindle assembly. The record is from RefSeq and is a predicted model, not a curated record. Bases 171 to 947 code for a protein of 258 amino acids. NCBI's taxonomy places the organism in Eukaryota, Metazoa, Chordata, Actinopteri, Perciformes, Serranidae. Gene Ontology annotation, cellular component: microtubule plus-end; spindle midzone; cytoplasmic microtubule.
UGCCGGUAGAGUGAACGUGAGGAAGAAGAAGAGAAGAGAAAGCAGAAGUGGCUUUAACGUCGAAACAAUCUCAGAUUUACGUUUUUAUGACAACAAGUUAAAGCUGAGAAAAAUAAUCAAAUCGUCGUGUCCAAGAUCUGUGAAAGCCAAUCCACUCCCGGUGACCGACAAUGGCUGUGAACGUGUACUCCACCUCAGUGACCAGUGACAACUUAAGUCGUCAUGACAUGUUGGUCUGGAUCAACGACUCUCUACAGAUGAACCUCACCAAGAUAGAAAUGUUGUGUUCAGGUGGUGCCUACUGCCAGUUCAUGGACAUGCUGUUUCCCAACUCUGUGCCUCUGAAGAAAGUUAAAUUUGGUGCCAAGCUGGAGCAUGAAUACAUCCACAACUUCAAGCUUCUGCAGGUUUCCUUCAAAAAGAUGGGCGUCGACAAAAUCAUUCCAGUAGACAAACUGGUGAAGGGGAAGUUCCAGGACAACUUUGAGUUCGUGCAGUGGUUUAAGAAGUUCUUUGAUGCCAACUACGAUGGGAAGGAGUACGACCCGGUGGAGGCGAGGCAGGGCCAGGACGCCAUGCCCAUCCCCAACGCCACCCCGUCAGCGCUCAACAAAGCCCCGAAAAAGGCCCUCAGUCAAGCAACUCAGAGGCCACCUGUUGCCAAAGUAGCACCCAAGUUGGCCAACGUCAGCGCGAGAAAGCCCGGGAUGGGAGGAGGGGACGAGGAGAGGGCGGAGCUCAUGAAUGAGGUGGAGAUGCUGAAAUCUACCAUUCAGGACAUGGAGAAGGAGAGAGACUUUUAUUUUGGUAAGCUGCGGAACAUUGAGCUGAUCUGCCAGGAAAAAGAAGGCGAGGGCGACACCACGCUGCAGAGGAUCAUUGAUAUCCUCUACGCCACAGACGAGGGCUUUGUGAUACCGGAUGCGGAGGAUCAGGAGGAGUUUUAAUAUUCAAGACUGCAAGCAACUUUUCACUUAGCUGCCGUGGUCUCCAAACCUCGAGAUCCUUCCUCAAGCCAAGAAGUUUGGUUUUAUAUCCAACACCGAACCUGGUCUCGACUUGUCCCCCCUUUACCCCAUCACCCUGACCUCUCCUGACCCCAGACCUGCCGGACUUCCCCCUCUAGCCUUCAGCCACUGUUCAGCUCAGCUCCUUCUCCUCAAACAUCUGCUCCCAAUAAUUAACGACGCCUUGGUCACUUCCUCCUCCACAGCCCCCCCCCCACCUCACCUGUAACCCCCUACCCUUCCCUAAACCAGAUCAUGCAGUACAUAUCUGGUUUUUUAAUGGACUUGAGUGUGAAAAACACGGUGAUGUUCUCUGUGUGCGAGUGUACGUGUGUGUGUGUGUGUGUGUGUGUGUGUGUGUGUGGUUGUAUGUGUUUAAAAAUCAAUUUGAAACAAAUCAAACGUGACGAACCUCCUGAAGACCCGGCUGUCAGUCCAACAAUCACUUUGUCCCAAACUAACCCAGACGGUUCAUCAGCCGCUCUGUGCCUCUCCUGUCCAAGCUGUUUCUAUCUGGAGGACGUUGCAUGCACUCAAGUGAGGAAAACCUAAACGAAUGCACACAUACCCAACUAGAACACUUAGUUUUGCGCCUUUUUGAAACCAAAUCGGAGGUGUGUUUUGUAUUUUUGCAGCAAUUUUAGUCGUGCUAACAAUGAGUUGUGUGUAGAAAUUAAACUUUGAGAAACAUUUGCCAGUUUCAUGUAGCCGAUCGAGCAAAAAGCAACACGUUGCCACUGAAGGGCUCGGGGUUUUGGUCUGGGACAACAGUCGGGUCUUCUCUUGGCCUUUGCUUUCUUUUUUUCUUUCCACCAUCUUUAUUUUCUUUCCUGUUGAGCUUUUGUAAAUGUAUGCUACUGUUUUAUCACAUUUCCCCCCGCACUCCAUUUUUUUUUCUGUUUCUGAAGUUUUUUCCACCACCUGUCAGUCAUGCGCUCAACUUUAUACUUCUGUUCUCCUCACGUCACUGGACCAUCACUCUGUUGGAAGGAUUUCUACUUUUUCUCCCACAAAAAAUAGAGAAAUGGGUUUGGGAUAUGGAAAGUGUUGCUGUAUGGAACUCGGCGUUUACAUUUCAGGCUCCUAAAUGUGUAAUUCCUUCUCCAGGAACGCCGAUUUUCCUCUGAGUUAAUGUGAGACAGCAGCUUUUUGAUCAACACGCCAAUGUUUAGUAAACAAAAGAUCACCAGAGAUUGUUUCCUAUGUUUUGUCUUUUUUUAGCGUCUGUUUCAAGGCACAUGCACUGUUUCCUACCAGUGGCCCUUACUCAGCCAAUAGAAAUAAAUUGUGGCGGGAGAUCCGGAGCAGCCGCAUCACAAACACUGUGAUCAGUGAGUCGCUUCAUGUAGCCGAUCGCCAAACGUCAAUCUUCUGCUCGGUUUUCUAGUGUUAGAUUCCCCCGAAACUGUUACAAAACGUGGGAUCAAUGAGCUGAAGACGUGCCCCUCUGUCGGAAUGUGAGACAGGUGUCUUUUCCCCUCUUUGUCCUAUCUCCAAGCCCUGAUUGACCAAUUUUAAUACUUAAAUUGUAUAUUGUGGAUCUGAUUUGAGACCAAUUUUUCCACUGUACUCUGUAAAGGAAGAAAACGUCAUUUUUGACACAUUUGUACCUAAUUUGAGACAUUAAUGUUGAUUCCAAACGUACACACGGGGAAGUCUCAGUAUUUUUCAACCUGGGCUCACUUUCUCAUGUUUUUGUGUCUCAAUGGUAACAAUAGCUUUUAAAACUAGUCCAGUAUUACGCUAGAGCGCUGCAGCCAACAGCCUGAUCCUGCUGCUGAAAGAUUGUUGUUAUAAGUGUCUGUAUGGAGAAAUGGAGAAGCUGCUGUUAUCCUGCCGUGCAUUCAGAUCCAAACAGGGACAUGUGGCGGCACCAGCUCCCCUGAAACAUGAUCCACAGCUACUUUUCAUACGCUGCCACCUGCACAGGUGUCCUUUUUCCAACGCAAAGGUAGUAGAUAUUCAGAUUUUCUCAUGGCCACUUUUGAAAAAACCCUGAAAGUUAAAGCAUUUUUCUUUAGGAAAAGAGAGCUUUAGUUUAGGAUCUCUUCUCCUCUGUUGCUGCAGUAAUCAUCCCGGUCAGAAAGAUCACUGCAGACCUGACAGUGAAGGAGUUAGGACUUGGCACAAUUUGGAAAGGUGCAAGAACGAAUUGUUUUUAUUGAGAAUACUGUAAGGAACAUCUUUCUGCACCUCAAAUAAGCAAAUUCACUUCUCGUGUAGUCCACAGCGCUGUCUGCUGCUAUUAUAUUUCUGCUCCAGCUUGUUUGUAUUUCUUUACACUAAUCCUAGUCGUCUAUGGCGGUGUAAAACCCCUGAUUGUAAUGAUGGUGCCUCUGUAAACUGGAUAGUGAAAAAGGAGAACGGCGUCAGAACGAGACUUCAUCUUUCCAUCAUGUUGUCAGACUCUAAUAAUCUGAGCUCUUUCAGCAGCUCGAUCUCACUCAGUACAGGACGAGUUUAAAAACCAUUUGACACAAAAGCACACGAAAACAUUCUCCAGGUUGAACGAUCCAGAAAGUUUCCCGUUAGCUAUUACUGGAAUCCAUACCUUUAUCAAUGGCCUUACUCAUAGCAUCUUUCUUUUCAUAAGAAAACAUUUUUCAUCACUUCUUCUUCUUUUUAUUUGACUUUAAUGUAAGUCUCUGCUGUUUUUGGGCAAAUGUUUGUACUGUUAGUCAUAUUUUUAAUGUGUUCUGAAAAUAAACAACAAUGGAGGUAUUUUGGACAGAAGCUGAGCUUAAUCGCUGCAGCAGGAGGAAGCAGCAAUCUGACGCUUUAUGGUUUAAAUCAAGGUUCAUGAGCAGAUAUUUGGUCUUUUAGUUAGUUGAACAAAUAGAAAAUUGGCUCUACAGCGAUAGAAACGAGCUGCGGACUUAAACAUUCUGCAGAUUAACGAUGAUCAGACGUUUAGGUAUUUCAUGUUUGAGCCUUUAGGUCUAAAUGUUGCUCAGUCGGAGCCUGGUGUUUGGUUCUUUGUGUUUUCUGGUCGUUGCCUUCAGUCAGGAGAAACAUCUCUACUGCCAGAAAUAAUUUUCCUACCAGAAUGUAUGUUUUUAUUUUUACACUCCAAAGAGUUUUUACAGCUAAGGAUUCUUGUUUCUAACGACCUUUUUAUAUCAAUGAAGUGCAGUAACUUUUUUUUUUUAUCUCUGCACAAAUCCAGCUUUGAAUAUGAGGUCAAAGCUCCAACUUAUUUACUACUUUACGAGACAGUUUUGUUCAUUUGUUGCAGCCUUAGUAAAAAAAAAAUAAUUUCUGAAGGUGAAAAAGUAUUUUAAAAUACGCAGCCAGUGAAUCAGACUGAUAGGAAACGCGUCUGAGCAGCUUCAAAGGGUCCAAGACUGACGAGGAUUCCACCAAAAAUGAUUUCUUUAUGACACGUAUUGAGCUCCUAAAGCGGGGUCACUGUGAAUAAAGAGGACCUGCCUUUCCUCUGUACAACGUCACGUUAAAGGUGAAAGUCAGUUUAAAGUCUUUCUUUUAAUUUAAAGCUUAAUGUGAUGAAAAACAGAUGCAACACAACUUAAACUGCUUUUCCAAACAGCUCUUUGGCCCUAUUAAAGUUAAAGAGUCAUCAGAAUUUACUGCAACUUAAAAAAAUCUUAUUGUGAAUUUUUUUUUGUGUCAGAGAAAACGGCUGAAAAGUCUGGGCACAAACUGGUUAAAAAAAAGAAUUGAGUCAGUAAACCAAUCGGAACAAAUGUUGGGAUGUUUUUCUCUAUCACAAAGUUUGUGAAUCUGGUGCAGAAAUACGAGUACAACUUUAAAUGUUUAAGAUCACUAAAAGCAGCAUCAUUUGUUUUCUUUUUUUUUUUUGCAUGUUCAAAUCAUUUAAUUAUCAACUUUUGCUCCUUGUAGUUUCUGGGCCGCAGAUAUUUUCUAAUCGAACUAUAUUUAGUCUUUUUGCACACGGGCCGACUGCAUUUCCUAAAAUAUAAUCUAGUCUUCAUAAGGUCUUUCAGGUUUAAUGCAAGAACUUUUACAAACAGAUUUAUCCCUAAAUGAAAUUGCUGCAUUCACAAAUUUUCCCGUAUGUUGAAUUUUUUCUGAAACAGACAUUUUCUAGCACUGUUUUUGUAUAUUUCAUCACUUUGAAGUGAUUUUAAAUGUCAAAAUCCAUCCAACAACAACGUAAGAGAAAGUUAGUAUUACAAAAAUGUUCUUGCAUGAGGCCGAAAACUAAAUAUUGUGACAAGAAAAGCACUUUUCGGUCAAACGGUUUGACUCAUUUAGAAAAUUUAGCUGUUCAGUUGGAGGACAAAUGGGUUCAUAAAGUAAUGUGUCCUGCAAAUAAUGCAAACAUUUACAUUAUCAGUUAAUAGAUGGUUUUGUCUGUAAAAUGGUAAGAAUGUUUUUCUUUAUCUGAAUUUAAAAUUUAUGGAAGAUUUUCAAACUCAAAAUCGCUUCAAAGUGGUGAAAUAUAAAAUCUUUGUAAAAACAUGAACACAUCAUUUCUAAAGCCCCCGAGAAGUCAAAAUAUGAGGAAAAAAGUUCUUGUGAAUCACUUGAAAAAAACACUUAAAAAAAAACAUCUGUUUUUAUGAGUUCUUGUGUGAAUCCAAGCCUACCAGAAAGUUAAAUAAUUCUUCACCCAACAGCCCCAAGCUGAAAAAUAUUUGGAUUUAUAAUUUAGCUGAGGUGAAAAUGAAAUAACUGAAAGGAGAAAUCAGAAAUCCUCUAAUUUUACACUUAAACCUGCAAAUUUAUCACAUUUUGCUCUGAUGCUGACUCAAACAAUACGAUCAUUAUCACAAUAGUUGUCCAUUAUUUCCCAACAUGUUCACUGAAAGCAGUAAUGCAACCAAAUAGUAAAAAGUCAAAUUAAUAAGGAUUAAAAUCUCACUCAUCUGGUGCUCCAAGCAGAUUAAAACUGCUGUUUUUCUUCUGCAUAUUAGCCAGUUUUCUACAGAUGAUCUCAGAGUCUGACAGGUUUUCUUUAACUUGUUUGUUUUGAGGGAAACUUUUUAUGUUUUAGUCUGUUAAUGAUCAUAGCUCUCUUCUGUUACUGCCAGUCAAUGCAGGAAAACUUUGCAGUAGCUCUGAUGUGUCGAGCCUGAGGGCAGAAGUGUGUUUUUUCUUUAUGCAAAGUUAAAGAGGAGCCGGAGUUUCUCCUCUAUGAACCCAGUGCCAAUGUAACAACCUGAGACUCCCAACGGUCUGUUUAACCAGUCAGAAGGAUCAAACUGGCUCCGUCAGCUGUGAUCUGUGACAUAACGACGUCUUUCAUCAUGUCGGGAGGUUUCUACAGAAGCUCUGAGAGGCAGCUGAACAAAACAAAUAAAUUUAUAUUUAAAUUUGAAUAGUUUUAUAUCCUGUGUUUGACUUAAGAACAAGUGGGAAAGGCAGAUCAUUUAUGUAUCUUCCUAAAAAGAAAAUGUGCAACUUAAUCUUUUUUCUGAAGUGUUGUUGUAAUUCUCAUUUUGGCCACUAGAGGCCAACGUGCACCACGACUCCACUGCUCCUGAUGAGGAUAGAUUAAUUUACAGUCAUGGGAAAAAUGAUUAGACCACCAUUGUUUUCUUCAAUUUCUUGUUCAUUUUAAUGUUUUUCUUGAUAAUAACCAAUCUAGAUCUAGAUAUCAGCUCUUAAAUUAAACUCUCAUGAGCUAUUUUUGUUAUAUUUGUCCAAACCAAUGUACCUUUAGUUGUACCAGGUAUUAAAAUGAACAGGAAAUUGAAGAAAACAAUGUUGGUCUAAUCAUUUUUUCCAUGACUAAGUUUUCUUUGAGGGGAGGUUGAAUUUCUCGCACAAUUUUUAUUUUAACAAAUUUAAUCUUAAUGCCCAAUAUUGACCUAAUACUGACAAUGACACCAAUAAACACCAAUAUAAAACAUAAUAAAUAAUGCAGAAAAUGAUGCUUGAGGUGAUUUAAAAACGGUUUCAACUAUUUUCUUUUUCUUUCUGCUCUUUCAAUUACUGAACAUUUUUUUAAAAAAAAGACUCAUAAAUAAAUAUCCAGCAUCAUUUCUAAAUGAACCAAAGCAUCGUUUACAUGUUCUAUAAAAAUCCCUUUUCAAAGAUUUUUUGUCUUUUUUUUUUUUUUUUAAUCUGCACAUAUCAGUAAAAUCGGUCUGUGGCCAAUGUUUGUCAAUAAACCAAUUCUAGUGUUGAAUGCACUAGGAAAUAAACCCCUUUUUAGAACAACAGAGUCGUGGUCACGUCAGCCUCUUGUGGCCAAAAUGAGAAUUACAACAACAAAGACUUAACAAAUUCCUGCCAAAACUUUUUUUGAAGAUUGAAGACGAAAUAUUUAAGUAACUUACAAAGAUUAUCCUCACUUUCUUCAUCUGUUUUUAAGUUGUACAGGAGAAAAAACAGUUUGGAUCAGAAUUAAAAACCUGAUUUUAUUUUCCGUUCGUCUCUCUGAGCUUCCUUAGGUUUUCCAGGUUUUCCUCCGUUGAAAGUGUUUAUGGCUCGUGUCUGUUUUUAUGAUGGUAGUCAAUGUGUUACUGAGUGCUGUCUGAUAAACUUAACCAGUUAAAAAAUAAAAAGUACAUGGACGUAAACUUA